Messenger RNA from Topomyia yanbarensis, 7955 nucleotides. It is a transcript of the gene form3, whose product is annotated as inverted formin-2. The transcript is spliced from 15 exons. Gene Ontology annotation, molecular function: actin binding. Gene Ontology annotation, biological process: cellular component organization. NCBI's taxonomy places the organism in Eukaryota, Metazoa, Arthropoda, Insecta, Diptera, Culicidae. Bases 1200 to 6377 code for a protein of 1725 amino acids. The record is from RefSeq and is a predicted model, not a curated record.
UCUGCGCGAUCGGUUUAAAUCGAAAAUACUCGCGCCGUACCCGCGGCUGCCGCGAACAUCGGAACACAUUCUAAGAACAAGCGAAACAGUGCAACAGUGAUAUGCUUGCGUCCCAGUCCCAGUUCCAGUGCUAUUAUUUAGUGAAUUGUGUAUGAUAGUUUACUGAUCAUCGGACUCCCCAUCAUCAUCGUCAUCGUCAUCAUCAUCAGCAGCUCGCACGGUGGGCCCAGGUCUGCCCCGCGCAGCCUGGUCUGAGUCUGAGGACUAUAGACAGCCCGGGUACUGUCCAGUAGUGCACCGCGGCGCGAAACGAACUGUGGAUUACUCAACAAAUAAUAGUGCAGUAAUAAUUGAAUGAUCUUUGACCGCCAGAUUGUCGCCGAAAGUGCGACAGUGCAGCGGACGCAGAACAAUAAACCCGGCGCGUCAACGCCGGCCGCCGAACUGACCGUUCACUGGACCGAUCAGGGAGAGCCACUGCCUGCCGCCAACGUGAUUGCGUGAUCCUUCAUCCAUCUCCCCGCCCCCCUACCGACGACGCAAAACACUGGCCACGAGCCACUCAACAUCCGUAAGCCGUAGCUCUAUGGAGCAACCAGGGCUAAGACAUGCCCCACUCCUCUCUCACACGAAAGUAGUUUCGCGAAAAAAUGUGACAUAGAACAAAAAAACAGCGGUUGUGGUUCGUGCAAGAAGAAUUCCUCGAGUGCCUGUUUGUUUUGCUUAAUUGUUGUUUAUCUACACUCUUGAUUUUUUAGCUCUGGUGUUUAAUUAAGAAUUAUCGUUCUAUAUUUGGAAAGCGCGCUAAAAAAACGCAUAAGGAAUAUACAACCGAUAGUACGUUCGAAGCCAGACAGAAGAAGCCCCGUGCGAAGGUCUCGCAUAAAAAGUGCAGUGCAGUGCAGUGGCGUUUUUCCGUUCCAUUGUUUAAACGAGCAAAAUAGUGUGCCCAGGAUAAAUCUAGUGGCCAUUGAUGUUCGGCCGAUCCAUCGCCCAGGACUGGUCAAUAACUAAACAUUUGGUUUGAGCUGAUCAGAGCUGCCUGGUGUCUAGUAUUGAUGUGAGAAGCAUUCGAAGCAGCCUACGAAAACCUAUGCGUGGAAUCAACCAUUGAAGGUAAAUUUGGAAUUCUGUUCGCAAGGUGGAAUCGAACUAAUUUCUGAAAAACGAACGCGAUUCACGAGAAGGACGCCAGCACCAUGACGAACGACAGCGGCAACAAGACCGGGAAAAUGGACUCACGCAUCGGCCUGGAGUAUAUCGUUGAGAAUAACGACUACGUCAACAAGCUGGGCCUUGCCCUGGACACUAGCAAUGCGACGGUGAAGAAGCAAGUGUUUGAACUGCUGUCGGCGCUGUGUGCCUACAGUUCGAACGGAUACAAGCGGGCGAUCGAAACACUGGAACACUACAAGAACAUCAAAGGCGAACGCUAUCGACUUAAUAUAGUUGUCGUGGAGCUAGACAAAACAACCUCAGUCGAGUAUCAGAUUGCGUUAUUAGCGUUUAUAAAUUGUGUUAUAAUAUCGGCAGCCACGCUGCAGGAUCGGAUUCGAAUGCGAAAUGAAUUUAUAGGUUUAAAUUUACUGCCAGUAUUAAACAAUCUCAGGCGUAUCGCCAGUAACGUACCGGACAUCGGAGUGCAAAUCGACGUGUUUGACGAGCAGCGAGAAUGCGACGAGUCACAAAGCCUGCAAGGGCCCGACGGAAUAAAUUUAAAUUCGCAUCUUGAUGUCUUCUACGCGAUAUUGCGACAGGUCGCCGGUACUCCGCAGGAGAUACCCUUUCUCAGCAUAUUGCAGCACCUGCUACAAAUCGAUCCGAAGGAGCCGAUCAGCGACAUAAUCUGGGACACCGCCGAAACGCUUGUGCACCGUGCCACCCUGCUCGAAAACAAGGAAGCCUCCGUACGCCUGCUUCGUGCGCCCAGCAUUCAGAAAUUUGCUUGCCCCCACUGUCGGAGCGAUAUCACUAGUCCAACCCGAAGGCAAUCGGUGGGCCCCCAAACCCCGGGACCAAACACAAUUAGUUCAAUACACUCACCACCAUCGUCCUUCGCGGCAGCACCGGCGCCGCCUCCGCCUCCUCCACCCCCCAACUUAGCUCCUCCUCCUCCGCCACCUCCUCCACCCUGUGCCCCACCUCCUCCACCCCCACCAAUGGCUGGUGGUCCAGCAGCACGCGGAGGACCCCCGAUGCCACCACCUGCACCUCCCUCACCUAAUCUACUGUCUGUGAAAGCCCAUGAACUUAACCGACCAAAAACUCCCGAGGCGCAGGUUGAAAUUAUCAAGCCACUGCCUCAGCAGGAAACUCCAGUCCCCAGAUCCAAAAUGAAGACCAUCAACUGGAACAAGAUUCCUCCUCAGAAGGUAUUCGGAAAGCCAAAUAUCUGGUCCAUCGUAGCUGACUCUCACCAAGAUAGUCCUAUGGCCGAUCUUAACUGGGACGAAAUGGAGGGGCUUUUCUGUCUACAGCAAACCCAAGGCUCGCCAAAGCUUGGUCGAGAAACUGGCAGUGGUGGAACGGACACCUUGGAACGAAAAUCACGGAAAGAGAAUGAAAUUACUCUGCUGGAUGGGAAGCGUAGUUUGAACGUCAAUAUCUUCCUCAAGCAAUUCCGAUCUUCCAACGAAGACAUCAUCACGCUGAUCCGCAACGGUGAACACGAGGACAUCGGUGCGGAGAAACUGCGUGGAUUGUUAAAAAUCCUGCCGGAAGUUGACGAACUGGAGAUGCUCAAAUCAUUCGACGGUGACAAUAAUAGGCUAGGGAACGCGGAAAAGUUUUUGUUGCAACUGAUACAAGUGCCUAACUACAAGUUACGAAUCGAAAGCAUGUUACUAAAAGAGGAGUUUAAAGCGAAUUUAAUUUAUCUGGAACCAAAUAUAAAUGCAAUGCUUUACGCGGGUGAAGAUCUGAUGAACAAUAAAGCCUUACAAGAGGUUCUAUACAUGGUUGUGGUCGCCGGGAACUUCCUGAACUCGGGUGGAUACGCGGGCAAUGCUGCCGGUGUUAAGCUGUCCUCGUUGCAGAAAUUAACGGACAUUCGGGCGAAUAAGCCGGGUAUGAACCUGAUACAUUUCGUAGCACUCCAGGCGGAGAAGAAGAACAUCGAACUGCUGGAGUUUCCCGGUCAGAUGUCGACGCUGGAAAAUGCUACCAAAACGACUGUGGAGCAGAUAAGUAAUGAAAUCAAUGCCAUAGACAACCGAAUUAAGAAGAUAAAGCGACAGAUUGAACUGCCAAAGACGGAAGAGGAGAUCAAGUACCAAAUGGGGGAGUUUAUCACAGCUGCCGAAAGGGAUAUUCAAAUGAUGCAGCGUGCGCUAAAAGAACUGGAAGCAAUGCGUCUACUGCUGGCUGACUUUUUCUGCGAGGAUGUUGCGUCAUUUAAAAUGGAAGAAUGCUUCAAGAUAUUCCAUAACUUCUGCGAAAAGUUCCAACAGGCUGUGAAGGACAACGAGAAACGACGGAUUCAAGAGGAACAGGCAUCACUCCGUCGGAAACAGCGCGAAGAGCAACUGGCUCUCAAACGACGACAAUCGAACCAACCGGGAACUCCAGUCUCUGACUCGGAGAAUAGUCUACUGUUGGAUCCGUCCCAGUAUGACAUGCGAUACAGUCCGGCAAUGUCUCGAAGACGAAUAGGAUCGUUUGCCAGCAACGGGGAACCGGUGUUACUGCGAGAAGACUGUGCCUCUCCGGAUAUCACACCAAACGGGAGUCUACGCAGACGUCGAAGUCGAGUACUGUCGGAAGAGGAUGAAGGCAAUCUCAUGGACUUUCUUCGUUCGUCUGGUCAUGAAAAUGGCAGUCGGGAGAGGAAAUCCGUAUCGUACGGUGGUAGUCUCGAUCGCUCCUGGGCACGUCGAGCACGUUCCGGUAGUGGCAGUAAAAAGCGUCCAGAUCUGCUCAAUGUGGACUUUGGUAAUGAUCGGGAACGUCCGAAUUCGCCUUCGCCACUAGUCGAAUCGAAGCCUCUGCCAGUGGAAGAAAACAAACCAAGAAUUUCCAGGGAAUGGCGUCAAAAGAUCGAAUCGUGGCUGCAGGCGAAUGAAGCGGACGAGAAGCAGAACGAAGACUACAAGAAGAAACGGAAACUGCUGGCAGUGAACCGUCGAUCAUAUGAGACUGACAAUGAGAGCGAUCGAGGCAGCAAGCUUGAUCCUCUGCCAGAGGAAAAGCAGCCUUCUGUGACUUCGCCCGAACGUCCUCUUGAUCAGUUACCAACCAGCUAUGAACGGGUGUAUCCCGAUUGGAGGCCAUCUAGUGCACUAGAGAAGACUGACGUUCUAGGAACCAUGGAAGCAAUAGCAGGAGCUGUCCCGUCCACUCAGGAUAAAUCGGCUCUGCGUAAAUCUAGUUUGAACAGUCAAGAAGACCCGGAUAAUCGCCGGUAUCGAAGGCAAAGGUCACGUGAAAGUGUUCCACCAAGCUCAAGCCUUCAGUCCAUACUCGAGGAAGACAAGCGCAAAUCAGUCAUCCAAUCGCUAGGCGAUCGACCACCAUCUGAUCGGUUACAAAUUUACAUUCGUCGAGGUUCGGACAACACCUCACAACCAGAGAGUACAGUAACUUCACCAAAACCAUCCACAAGCACAAGCGAAGACAACAAGCAAUCCAUUUACAUUCGUCAGACCCUUGGAAGCGAGUAUUCCAAGUCAAAAUCCAUUCCCAACGCUGAAAAGCAAUCGAUUUACAUCCGGCCGAAUGACAACACUCCGUCCACAAUUUCGUCGAUCAAUUCGUCCUGCACUAGCACAAGCGAUAAUCAAUUACCAGAGGUUAUCCCAUCGGUAGCACCUCCACCACGAAGAGCCCGUCGAACGCAUCACAUCUACGAUGAAAAAACGAACAACAAAAUUGAAAUUGAUUCCGAUAACAUCGAAACACCACCAUCCAUUCGGAAGAGUUUCAACCGCGAUCAUCAAACCCCCAUUAACAGUAGCUCCUGUCGGAAGAUCCACUCUUCAUCGGACCAGGCCAACGAAUCCGAAUCGAAAGGUCUUGCCGAGCCAGAGGCCCUGGGUGAUGGCCAGUUCGAUCGCUUUUCGUCAACACGUCGAACGCGACGUUUCAAACGACCCGUAGAUCUAAGCAGUGGCAACGAAACUACCUCGCCGGAGUCCCUGCCGGAUAAUCCGUUGAUGCUGGAAACGGUUCGAAAUCCGGUGGUAGCCGCCGUAGCAGAAAUUGAAUCUACCGAGAAACAGAAAGAACUGCGUUUGAAACGCUGGCAGGAUAAGCUAAACAUAUCCAGCGGAGUUGAAGAUCGAAGUAAGAGUUCGGAAGUAACUGCUAGAUCAACACGAACUGGGCGCAAUUUGAGUAGAAUAAGUCAAGAUGAUGUCCGGCAGGCUAUCCGGAGUCUUAAGUCACCUACGCCAGAAAGAAGCUGGAGCCCACCGAAGGAAAUAGUCCGGGAGGCUCCAAGCACUGUGAAGGUAAUUAGUCAUGAGCUGAACGACGAAGGAUUCGAAGAAACACAAAGUCUAGUUUCCGAUACUCCCUCACACGGCAAAGAAAGUACGUCUUCCUGUAACGAAUAUGGAUCUGAUUUCAAAAACAAAAAGGUUAUAAAACCAUCCGUCAGCGGAAUGGAUAGUAGUCCGAAGAAAACUCCCGUCAGGACUAGUCCGAAUCUUCCCAGUUUAUUGAUGAACAAAAAUCAGUCUGCCUUGGAGCGUAGUAAAUCCCUGAGGGGGACUCCGCCAUCUCUAGUCAAUAAGAAUCUGUUACCACGUCGAACGAAUUCGAUGAGAAAAUCUGACUCACCGUUGAUUGGUGCGAACGUCACCAAACAUCAGCUGGAUGUAGAGCGGAGCAAUUCACGAACCAGUUUGCGAUCAUCGCGCUCUUCGCUGAGCAGUGCGGUGUCAACGAAAACAGUCAAAAAGGUGCCAUUACGCCCAAAGUCAUCACCACUCACGACGACCAGUGGUCCGAGUGCCAUUCCCACGUCACUUUCCGCACACACGUCACCCGUCAAAAGGCCUCUGAGUGCCGGUAGCUCCAGGGUACCCCUGUCGGGAACACCUGCAAGCCGUAGCAGCUCCAGUGGUUCCAGUAUAGGACCGAGCUCAGCAACGAUGGCAGCUGCCAGAAAACCUCCACUAAAAACUACCGUUUCCAGUGCCCUGGGACCUAGCACUAGCUUUAAAGAAAACCAAAAUCAAAAUACCAUUCGUAGUAAGCUGCAAAUCAAGACGGCAAGUAAUACCAGUAUCGCCAAUUCGGGUGGCGGCAGCUCGUCCGGAUCGAAUGCUACGACGACCCGAAUCAGUACUCCUCGGAGUACUGUAAGUGCGACGUCUCGUACCGGAGGUUUCAUGCGUCCGACCACCUCCAGUGCUACUAAAGUCAAAGGAAAAUAAAUCUAAUCUAAUGCGAAUCGACGGUCGAAGGCAAAGACGUUUUUUGCUCCGGCAACCAAGAAGCGCUGCAAUGAAAAUGCAAAAAAUUAUGUCAAACCUUUCUUUUUUCGUUCUAUUCCAUUAUCUUUAAGUCAAUGCAAUACAAUUUUGGACUUACCUUUGGCAGCAAUAAUACUUACAAAUUGUGUUUUCAACAGGAGCUCGUCACCUGUCGGUGAUCGUUGUAUACAACUUCUAGCAGCUUUACUUAUGCAAUUGAUCCUUCACUUUCGCUUAUUUCGGGCCAAAUUAAAACAAAACUAAUAAAUAGAAAUCUCCGUCCAGCAAUGUCCUAUUUAAAACCAGUGGAAUCAUACUCAAUUCAAUCGGAGUGACUAUCAAACCUACUUUUAAAAUUGACGAUGGUUUACACGUUACAAAAUAUAUUUUUUCGAGUGGUUUACAAUGCACAUUAUCAUUCAUAAAUAGGAUGUGCUAGCAAAUGCCAAAUAGAAAUCUGUUAAAGCUUUGCAUAUUGAUACCCCAACAAGGAAUCAAAAUUAUAUUUAAAAUCACAAGUCUGUUGUUUAAUCGAAAUAACAUUACCUUAGCUUUUGUAAAAAACAAAAAAAAUCUUGACUAAUAAGUAACUGUAUGCUACAAUUAUUAGGUGCGAAUAUUAACCGUUGUGUUUAUUUACAAAGCUUUUGCUUUCACGAAGCACUCGCCGUUCACGCUGCGAAUACGGUAAGGAUGCAAGUAUUAUAGAAAAAAGUGACGAUCAAAUCAAUGAACUUGUGAAUGUGAGCGAAUAUGUUUAAAAAAUACAAUCGUUUCUUACCCUAUCUCUCUCUCUAUUAGACUUUAUUUGACGGGGAAAAAGUCCCAUUGAUGAGCGAUAUUUUUACUCGUUUAAUAAAAAUAACAAUCCAGCAGACGACGUGCACUGCAAUAGUUGUUAAAUCGUUGUAAACUGAAACCGAAGCAAGCCAUUAAGCAAUUUGUAUAACAAUACUACCAACUGUAUAGGAUGAAAAUGAAAAAAAAAACGUGUGACGUUGAUAGCUGUUAGAAACAGAUAAACUUCUCUUCGCCUCUAAGCUAGAUAGAUUUGACUAAAAGAAUUAAGACAUUUUCUAAACAAUCAAAUGAAAUCGCGUGCUGUUUGUCUCCGAGUAAUAUAACAAAUAAGAAGUGAGUAGGCCUACCCUUUCCCUCUAAUUAAUAACAGUCUAUUAAAAAUAUGUUUCGUGUAGCUGUACUAUAUGUUAAAUUAUCUGGUUUCGGAUCAAAAUUUUGGGUAUUAACUAUACAUUUGACGCGUAUUUUUCGGAUAAAUUGUAUUGAUCAAAAUUGACCAGUAUUUAGAUGCUAACGCAAAUGAGCAACAGGCAUGCGAUUAUAAGUUAUUGGAUACUAAUCGUACUAACCAUAAUUAAGCGCGCGCGUAUAAAAUGAAGCGAAACUUAGCGGAGAAUAGAAACAAACGACCUAUUGGGAGCUGCCGAUCGGAACCCAACUGUUACUGGAACAGCAAUAGACAACAAUGUUUCAAGAGAUUGUGUACAUUUUAGAAAACGAAAUAAAUUUUUUACGACA